AUGAACCAUUUGAGGAGUUCUUUGCGAUCAAUUUGUUCCCUAUCCUCGACUCGGCUCUCCCUACCUCACCUUUCAAUCAACAACUCGUUCGCUCUAGCCGUUCACCCCACCUCCAUCCGACGCACUAUGGCUUCCGCAAUGGCAAAGCGCCUGGAGGGCAAGACCAUCCUUGUGACUGGCGCUUCUUCUGGCAUCGGAAGGAGUACCGCGAAAGAGUUUGCACGCACCUCGCCGAAGAAUCUCAAGCUGAUCCUGACUGCUCGCCGCAUUGAUACCUUGAAGGAGGUCGCCGCGGAGAUUAAGGCAGAAGUCGGCGACGGUGUCCAGGUGCUUCCUGUGAAGUUGGAUGUCAGCAAUCCGGAGGAGAUCAAAAACUUUGUUCCAUCACUGCCGGAGGAGUUCAAAGACAUUGAUGUUCUGGUCAACAAUGCUGGUCUCGUCAAGGGCCUUGCGCAGGCCCCCGAUAUUGCGACCGAGGAUAUCAAUGUGAUGUUCAACACGAACGUCAACGGUCUAAUCCACAUGACCCAGGCGAUCCUUCCCAUCUUCAAGAGCCGAUCGGAGGGCGGCCGUGGUGAUAUCAUCAACAUUGGCAGUAUCGCUGGUCGCGAGCCUUACCCCGGAGGUAGCAUUUACUGUGCUACCAAGGCGGCGGUGCGGUCUUUCACAGAUGCAUUGCGAAGGGAGCUCAUUGCAACCAGAAUCCGCAUCAUCGAGAUUGACCCUGGUCAGGUUGAGACGGAAUUCUCCGUCGUGCGGUUUUACGGAGACAAGUCCAAGGCUGAUGCCGUGUACAAGGGCGUUGAGCCAUUGACCGGAGAUGAUAUUGCGGAGGUUGUUGUCUUCGCUGCUGGCCGAAGAGAGAAUGUUGUAAUUGCGGACACACUAAUCUAUCCCAGUCACCAGGCGGGUGCUGGUUCCUUGCACCGCAAGUCAUAA
Molecule: messenger RNA, 939 nt
Organism: Penicillium odoratum
Lineage: Eukaryota; Fungi; Ascomycota; Eurotiomycetes; Eurotiales; Aspergillaceae
Product: SDR family oxidoreductase
Exons: 5
Coding region: 1-939 (312 amino acids)
Cellular component (GO): cytosol
Molecular function (GO): oxidoreductase activity
Source: RefSeq, a predicted model, not a curated record